CAGAAGAUGGGAGAGCACGAUACUCGAGUCCCCACCGGCUCAAUCCGUUUCCCAAACCCUACCUCGCCUCGCCGCCGCCCUCACCCUUGCCAUGGCUGCUCCUCCCUCUGUCGGCGUCAAGGGCGAGGGGAUGGAGAUGGAUAACGGCGUCCUCCCCGCCGUCAAAACCAUCGCUGGGAACGGCGAUCCCUCCGCUGUCGACCGCAGCGCCACGACGGAGGAAGUCACCACCAACGAAGCCGGCGCCCAGGUCCUUACCAACGGCAAUGCCAAGGGUGGAAACUCCUCCUCCUCCGGCAGCGUGGCCACCGAGCCCAAGGUCUCGAAGCCCCCAGCCCGCGGCGCCGUCUCCAAGAAGCUCACCCCUGCGCGCGCGGCCUUCGCUCUGUUCACGUCGCUGGCGCUGUGGUUCUCCGCUGACCAGCCGCGGCGCGCCGUGUGGACUUUCUCUGUCAUCGCCAGCUCCUACCUCGCCCUGUGGACCAUCUCCCUCACGGCGACGAUCCACGCGGGCACCGUGCUGGUCUCCGUCUCCUACAUGGCGCUGGUCGCCGCCGCCGUCACACACCUAAGUUCUUCCGCCGGCAUCUUCAUCAUGCUCCUCGACACGGCCUACGCCGCCGGGCUAUUUGGGUACGCUCUCUCUGACUACCGGCAGCGCAAGGGCACCGAGCGGUCUGCCGAGGCCGUCCCCACUCGCAGCGAAGACGACCUGAAGUGGGACAGGGGCGUGUUCUGUAUGGUUUCCUUCUACGCGACCGUUACUUCCUUGGUGUGCGCAGCGGGCGCGGCAUGGGUGAUUUACUACACCGUGGACGAGUACUGGAUUGUCCUCUUGCUGUCGAUCCUAAUCGAUCUCAGCCUCUUCUUAUGGGCGUGCCUCGUGGCGGUGCAGAAGCUGCACGGUGCUCUCAUCACAGACAAUCAGAUGGGCUUCAUCUACUGGAGCGGUGUGUUACUCUUCUUACCGGACUUUCUUCUCUCCUACCUCUUCGGCGAGGCCAUCGGGGUGUUGGUCCACCCGCUCGGUAUGAUUGGCAUGGCCGGGUUUCUUGGGUAUAGCCUCGGCGUUCAUGCCCGCUACGAGCAUAUGGUGACACUGGAGAAGAAAGAGGCUUAGUUAUGCUUGACCUAACUUCUGAUGAGUCCGAAUGAAGUAUGUUAUUAGCUCUUUGUCGUUGGUUAUGUUGUUUAGUGAUACUUGCUGCACCUAGUUUGGUAAACCAGUCUAUUUUGUUUAUGUUUGUGGUCCCACACCAUGUGGAUAAAGCUUGGAAAUGAAUUCUCUAAUUAAUGGUUGGUUAUCUUAGUAGUGUUUAUUUGAGCAACUAUGGGCAUUACCUCUUGUGCUGCUUAUGAUGUUAUGAUGAAAGCAUUUCUUGUUUGCAUUUGAGAUGCUAUGCUUUGGUGUUUGCACUAGCAUGAGCUGGGAGUUAUAAAAAAAAUAUAAUAGACUGUUGAUA
Molecule: messenger RNA, 1463 nt
Organism: Phragmites australis (common reed)
Lineage: Eukaryota; Viridiplantae; Streptophyta; Magnoliopsida; Poales; Poaceae
Exons: 1
Coding region: 92-1120 (342 amino acids)
Source: RefSeq, a predicted model, not a curated record